AGCAGUUGAGGGUUUUCAGAGACGUUACAGUUGCUGUAUAAUCCGCGGGGAUUAGGAGCUCCAUCGGUGCUGUAGGUUUUGGGAUGUAUGUCAGUAUCUAGUGGAGUUUGGGAAGUGCAGCGCGCGCUGCUUCUCUCCAUCAUGAUGCACGGAUACAGAGCGACUCCAGUCUCCAACAGCACUCUGUCUUUCUGUGGUACUGAUAACUCAUCUGCCUAUAAGGUGGAUAACGGGCUUCUGAAUAACGGCUGUUUCCUGGACGCACUGGGGCUUGUGCCACACGUCUUCCUUUUCUUCAGCACUUUUCCCAUCCUCUUCAUCGGUUGGGGCAGCCAGAGCUCUAAGGUUCAUAUCCAUCACAGCACAUGGCUGCACUUUCCUGGCCAUAACCUGCGCUGGUUGCUCACAGCCGCUCUGUUGUUUGUGCUGGUGUGUGAGGUCGCUGAGGGGAUUGUCUCAGAUGGGUUUAACCAGUCCCGCCACCUCCAUCUUUAUAUGCCUGCUGGACUGGGUAUUCUGGCAGCUAUAACCUCUAUAGUCUACUACCACAACAUAGAGACCUCCAACUUUCCCAAACUUCUGUUAGCUCUGCUCAUCUACUGGAUUUUGGCCUUUGUGACCAAAACUAUCAAGUUCACUAAAUACGAUGAACACGGAAUCGGCCUGGGGCAGCUGCGCUUCUGCAUCACAGGCUUGCUGGCUUUAAUCUACGGCCUGCUGCUGACCGUGGAGAUCAGUGUUAUACUGCGCAGGCGCUACAUAUUCUUCCCACACCCGACUGAGGUGAAGCCUCCUGAGGACCUGCAGGACCUUGGUGUGCGUUUCCUUCAGCCUUUUGUCAACCUGUUGUCCAAGAGCACAUACUGGUGGAUGAACACAUUCAUCACUUCAGCCCACAAACAGCCCAUCUACCUGAAAACCAUCGGAAAGCUACCCAUAGCUAUGAGAGCACUCACCAACUACCAGAAGCUACGUAAGGCCUUCAAUGCACAGAAGCGAGGCAUGAUCCCUGCACGAGGCCCACGGUUGAUAUGGUACGCUCUGAGGCAGGGAUUUGGAGGCCCUCUGCUCCUCAGCAUCACUCACCGCUUCGUGGCAGACCUGCUGGGCUUCACCGGGCCACUCUGCAUCUCCGGCAUCGUCCACCACAUCAGCAGUGAUAAUCACACCAUCAAACCACCGGUCAAGCUGCUAGGCAUCCAGUUCAUUUCCUCUCAGGCUUUUUUAGCGAAUGCCUAUGUGUUGGCAGUGCUGCUUUUCCUAGCUCUGCUCCUUCAGAGGACAUUCCUGCAGGCUUCCUACUACGCCGCCAUAGAGACUGGCAUUAAAAUCAGGGGAGCCAUCCAGUGUAAGAUCUACAAUAAGAUCAUGCGCCUGAGUACCUCCAACAUGUCCAUGGGAGACAUGACCAUCUCUCAGAUCUGUAAUCUGGUGGCCAGAGACACAGAGCAGCUCAUGUGGUUCUUCUUUCUUUGUCCCAACCUGUGUGCCAUGCCAGUGCAGAUCACUAUUGGCGUGAUCCUGCUGUACUACUUUUUGGGGAUCAGUGCUCUGAUUGGAGCUGCAGUGAUCGCUGUUCUUGCCCCGAUGCAAUACUUUGUCGCCACACAGCUUUCACGAACGCAGAAAAGCACACUGGAGUACUCCAGUGAGAGACUGAAGAAGACUAAUGAGAUGUUGAGGGGCAUCAAGCUGCUGAAAUUAUAUGCUUGGGAGCACAUCUUUAGAUCCAGUGUGGAGGAGACGAGAAAAAAAGAGCUGACCAGCCUCCGAGCAUUCGCCCUCUACACAUCCCUCUCCAUUUUCAUUAAUGCAGCCAUUCCAAUCGCAGCAGUUCUUACAACGUUUGUAGUACAUGCCUACGUACACAGCUCUACAGACACUGCUCUCUCUCCUGCUGUGGCAUUUGCUUCUCUCUCACUCUUCCACAUCUUGGUCACGCCCCUCUUCCUGCUUUCUAGUGUACUACACUCAACUGUUAAAGCACUUGUAAGUGUGCAGAAACUUAGCGAGUUCUUUGCUAGUGAGGAGAUUGAACUUGAUCAAGAGCCCAAAACCCCCACGCCAACUGAUACAAACAACCACAGUAACAUAAAGUCAGUUUACAUGUUGCAGCUCCAGGCCUCAAAGCUGGUUAACCGGAAGAACAAAGCCAAACAGGACAAGAACAGUAAGCUACCACAGCAGGAUCUGAACCUGAACAUGUCUGUUGUAAAUGAGGAGAAUAUCUGUCUCAAGAUCGUGAAUGGCUACUUUACUUGGACUCAGGGAUGUCCCACUCUGACCAACAUUGACAUAAAAGUUCCUUUUGGUGCGUUGACUAUGAUUGUAGGGCAGGUAGGAUGUGGAAAAUCCUCCCUACUGUUAGCUGCUCUGGGGGAAAUGCAGAAGAUCUCAGGAAGUGUGACAUGGAACAAAUUACCAGAUCAGGAAGAGGAAGAGACUAACAGGUUGUCUGUUAAUCAUGUUGCUGGCCCAAAAGCACCCGAGAAGAGAGCUUCAGUGGCCUAUGCUUCCCAGAGGCCAUGGCUCCUCAAUGCCACAGUGGAGGAGAACAUCUUGUUCGACAUGGCCCCUAACAAGAAAAGGUAUGCAGAAGUGAUCGAAGCAUGCCAGCUCCAGCCUGAUAUCGACACACUUCCCCAAGGAGAUCAAACGGUGGUCGGAGAGAGGGUUUCUCUGUCUCUUUCUCAGGGCAUUAUUCUGUCUGGUGGCCAGCGGCAGCGUAUCAGUGUAGCCAGAGCUCUUUAUCAGCAAUCUAAAGUGGUGUUCUUGGAUGAUCCAUUCUCAGCCCUGGACAUCCACCUGAGUGACCACCUGAUGUUGGAGGGAAUUCUAAAGUUCCUCAGACAGGAGAAAAGGACGGUGGUGCUGGUCACACACAAACUGCAGUACUUACCACAUGCAGACUGGAUUAUAGCUAUGAAGGAUGGGACAGUCCAGACACAAGGCACCUUAAAGGACAUCCAGUGUGCCGAGCCUGAGCUGUUUGAACACUGGAAAACCCUGAUGAACAGAAAAGAUAAGGAGAACUCUGUGGAGCUGAAGAGGAAGAGUUUCAGGAGGAUGUACUCCAGAGACACACUUGCCACAGAGGAUGAGGAAGAAGACGGUUCCCUAUGUACAGAUGAGGACAGCCUGACAGCCGAGCUGCGUCAGAGGAACACAAUGCUAUGGGGCCCUUUGGGGACGUACCUGCGAACAGCUGGCCUCCUGCUGCUUCCGCUGCUCAUCCUGUCACAGCUCACCAAACACUCACUCAUGCUAGCGAUAGACUACUGGCUCGCCCACUGGACGUCUCAGGCCAUCACAGCUCGUACUGACAGUACAGAGAGGAACUGCACAUCUACACAGGACUGUGUGCUGAGUCAUUCUCUGUACCUGCAGGUGUUUUGUGUCUUGUGUUUUCUGGGUAUCGUGUUAUGUUUGAUCACCUCUGUGGCCGUGGAGUGGACGGGACUCCGGGUCGCUCAGGAGCUCCACUGCAGUCUUCUCCAUAUCAUCAUCCUCGCGCCGAUGAGGUUGUUUGAGACGACUCCUCUCGGGAAUAUUCUUAACCGAUUCUCUGGUGACAUCAACAUCAUUGAUCAGCACAUCCCGGGUACCAUGGAGUGUUUGAGCCGCUCCACUCUUCUGUGUGUGUCAGCGGUGGGCAUCAUAUCUUACAUCACCCCGGUCUUCCUCAUCGCUCUGCUCCCACUGGCUAUCAUCUGCUAUUUUAUUCAGAAGUACUUCCGGGUGGCAUCCAGGGAUCUGCAGCAGUUAGAGGACAGCACCCAGAUCCCCCUGCUGUCCCACUACUCAGUGACUAUAGAGGGUCUCACCACCAUCAGAGCCUUUAGACACGAACAAAGAUUUAAGAAGAGACUUUUGGAAUACACCGAUGCCAAUAACAUCGCCUCGCUCUUUCUCACAGCAGCCAAUCGCUGGCUCGAAGUUCGCAUGGAGUACAUCGGGGCGUUUGUAGUGCUGAUAGCAGCCGUGGCUUCAAUCAGCAGUGAGCUCUCAGCUGGAUUAGUGGGUCUGGGCCUCACCUACGCUCUCAUGGUAUCGAACUACCUGAACUGGAUGGUGCGUAACCUGGCUGAUAUGGAAGUACAACUCGGCUGUGUGAAGAGGAUCAGCAGUCUGCUCAACACAGAGCCUGAGAACUACGAUGGAGAAAUGACUCCAGCCCAGGUUCCAGCAGGUUGGCCCAAAUAUGGCGAGAUCCAAAUAAAGAACCUGAGCGUGAGAUAUGAUAGCAGCCUAAAACCCGUCCUAAAGCGUGUCCAUGCUCACAUCAAACCUGGACAAAAGGUGGGGAUAUGUGGACGAACAGGAAGUGGAAAGUCUUCCUUCUCCUUGGCUCUUUUUCGAAUGGUAGACACAUGCGAGGGUCGAAUUAUUAUUGAUGGGAUUGAUAUCGCUAAACUGCCCCUUCAAACCCUGCGCUCCAAAUUUUCUAUCAUUCUUCAGGACCCUAUUUUAUUCAGUGGAACAAUUCGAUUUAAUCUAGAUCCAGAGAGAAAGGCCACUGACCGGAUGCUGUGGGAAGCUCUGGAUAUCGCUCAGCUCACACCCGUGGUGGAAGCUUUACCUGGAGGACUAGACACCAUGGUGACAGAGGGAGGAGAAAACUUCAGCCAGGGGCAACGGCAGCUCUUCUGUCUGGCCCGAGCGUUUGUGAGGAAGAGCAGCAUCCUCAUCAUGGAUGAAGCCACAGCGUCGAUCGACAUGGCCACUGAGAGCAUUCUACAAAAAGUCGUUAUGACUGCUUUUGCAGAUCGGACGGUCGUAAACAUUGCUCAUCGUGUGCACACCAUCCUGGGCUCAGACGUGGUCAUCGUGAUGAAGCGUGGAGCCAUUCUGGAAUACGACAGACCCGAUGUCCUCCUGGAGCAGAAAGACAGCGUUUUCUAUUCUUUCGUCCGAGCAGACAAGUGAGAACGACGACGAGGAGUGUGCGUGUCAUGAACAGGGCAGGACAAAGGGAUUUUGCUAUGAUCUGUAUAUAAAUUUCUAAAUGUAUAAUUACGAACAAAUAAUAUGAAACUUGCAACCAGUAACUGAACCUAUAACGUCUUUCAAACGGUUCUAAUAUAAAGCCAGUUUCCUACAAAAAGUCUCCAUU
This is a messenger RNA of Ictalurus furcatus (blue catfish), 5113 nucleotides long. RefSeq names its product ATP-binding cassette, sub-family C (CFTR/MRP), member 8b (gene abcc8b). Lineage: Eukaryota; Metazoa; Chordata; Actinopteri; Siluriformes; Ictaluridae. Gene Ontology annotation, cellular component: membrane. The record is from RefSeq and is a predicted model, not a curated record. Gene Ontology annotation, molecular function: ABC-type transporter activity; ATP binding; ATP hydrolysis activity. Bases 88 to 4926 code for a protein of 1612 amino acids. The transcript has 40 exons. Gene Ontology annotation, biological process: transmembrane transport; potassium ion transport.